Durusdinium trenchii is the source of this 423-nucleotide messenger RNA. The record is from the annotation of a GenBank genome assembly. NCBI's taxonomy places the organism in Eukaryota, Dinophyceae, Suessiales, Symbiodiniaceae.
AUGUAUUCGAUGGGACUUGUUCUUCUCAUAGAUUUGCACGGGGCCAAACUGGCACAAGCUUUUCACAAGCCUCAAGGGCCUCGCGGCGGCCUCGUGCAAGCGCUUUAUUUUCCAAGCUCUAAUUCCAAGGAUAAAAUGAGCGCCAUGUCCAAAGCUUGCUCCAUGCCUGCACAGCGCAGGCAACAGCAUCCAAAAUCCAAAGAUAUCAUGUUCGCCCAAGCUCGCACAAGCUACGAACGUGUUUUCGUGCAAGGUCUCAUGGUUGAUAAUGCCGAUUUAACAGGAUACUUUACCGCACAAAAAGUCUUGAGAUGUGGUGAAACUGCUCUCCUUCACAUGCGGAGUCCUCUGAGUCUGCGAGAAAGCAUGCUUUGGAGAUCCUUGAGCGAAAAUCGCGGUUUUGCCAGGCUGUCGCCCACGUAG